ACGGGGGCAGGACAGGGAGGAGCAGCGCAGUCACUUCCUAAAAACAGGUUCCUGUCCUCUGAUCGGGCAUGUUGUGCGUCCUGAAGCAGACUCAGCAAGAUCCGAACUCUAUCAUACCCGAACCCGCAGGCUUUACUCUGGCCGCUGAUGAGCGGCUGCAGCAUACGUUCUAGACCUCCUGGAUGGAAUCGGAUCGUCUGCUGACCCGGGCUGAGGACGGACGCCCCGGAGAUGAUGGCUCCGGCUCAGCCAGAUGUCGCGGAAAUUCGCAGGGCAGCAGGCGGAUGUCAUGUUGUGCUGCUGGGGACUGGUGCCGUUUGGACGGAGAUACAGGACAGCGGGGGUACGGUGUAGGAGACCGGAUAGCAGAUAAGGAGGUUCUUCGCAUCCAGCAGGCAGUUGUUUUCAUUGAAGAUGCCAUCCAUUACCGCUCUAUCAACCAUCGGGUGGAUACCAGCUCUCUUCACCUGUAUCGAUGGUACUACUCAAGGAUAUGCCAGUGGAUCUUAGGCACCAUCAUUGCAGUUGUGUUGUUACUGGCAUUUGUAGAACGUCCUUCCUCUCUCUCCAUCUCUUCGGAUCCCCACCACCGAUCUGUCUCAUGGGAGCCUCCUUGUGGUGCAACAGAGUGUGUUGAGAUGCUCUGCCUCUUCGUCUUCUGCUUGGAUCUUGCCGUCAAAAGCUACUUGAUUGGCUGGGAGGAAUUUAGGAAGACCAAAUGGCUGAUCAGCUACACUAUAGUUAUUUCCAUUUCUGUCAUUGACUGGGUGCUAUCCCUCAGCAUGGCAUGUGAUGAGAAACUGAGAGUACGACGGCUUGUUCGGCCAUUCUUCCUUCUACAGAACUCCUCUCUGAUGAAAAAGACACUGAAGUGCAUCAAGAGAACCCUGCCAGAGAUUGCCAGUGUGAUCCUGCUGCUGGCUCUGCACCUCUGCCUCUUCACCAUGAUCGGCAUGCUGCUGUUUGCGAAAAAUGAAGAUCCAAAGAAGAAUGGCGAGUGGGAGUUACAUUUCAGAGACAUGACUACUUCCCUGACCUCUUUGCUAGUGCUGCUUACCACAGCCAACAACCCUGAUGUCAUGAUGCCCGCCUAUUCCAUCAACAGAGGCUACUCCAUUUUCUUUAUCACCUUCAGUGUCAUCGGAACAUACUGUCUGAUGAACUUACUGACUGCCAUCAUCUAUAACCAGUUCAGGGGAUAUUUACUGAUGUCGGUUCAGACUUCCAUCAUUAGGAGACGGCUAGGGAUCCGAGCUGCUUUCCAUGUCCUUAGCUGUGACAGAGCCCAAGCAGAAGCACAGGAAUUUGUGAGUGUCGACUCUGUGCUUCAGGUGAUGUCCGAAGUCAACAUGAAGAGCUACUAUAAAUCAGCCAUCACUGUGGCAGUGCAGGAGUUUACAGAACGGGACUACAUGGAUCACCAGCAGUUCAGAAGGAUCUUUGAUGAGCUGGAUAAAGAUUGUAUCAAAGAGCACCCUCCCUUACCUCAGUACACAUCUGCAACCCUACAAAAACUUCAGGUGGUCUUCAGUCACUACUACAUUACUGUUCUAGGCAACCUGGUGGCACUGGGCAAUGUCAUGUGCAUAUGCACUAUCCUGGUGCUAAACUCCGAAAAGUCCACUGCAGAAAGAGACAACUACGUCUUAGAGGUUAUCAACCUCUGCUUCAUCAUCUUCUACCUUUUUGAAAUGAGUGUCAAGAUAUUUGCCUUUGGAUGGAAGGGAUACCUGUCCUACAGGAGCAACAUCUUUGAUGGCUUCCUCACCAUUAUGUUACUGGUUCUACAGAUUGCUAUAUUCAUCACCUACAACUUUCCCCAUUCCCAGUGGGACCCUUCAUUUCAUGGUGUGAUGUCUUUGUGGGAGAUGGUUCGUUUGGUCAACAUGCUAAUUGUGUUCCGCUUCCUGCGCAUCAUCCCAGAUAUCAAGCUCAUGGCUUUGGUCGCUAGUACUCUGUUAGAUCUGGUGAAAAACCUUCGAGCGUUUGCCGGGGUCCUAGUGGUGGUGUACUAUGUGUUUGCUGUGUUUGGGAUCUGGCUGUUUGAGGGCGCCAUUAAACCACCUACAGGGAUGAGUGUGCUCACCAUGGAGAACAUCACAUCUAACUUAAGCACAGCUUGUGGCACAUAUGAACAACUCGGCUACUGGCCGAACAACUUUGAUGAUUUUGCUGCCGCAAUCAUUUUGCUCUAUGAUGUCAUGAUCGUCAACAACUGGCAGGCCUUCAUGGAAGCAUACAGCAGAUACACAUCAGAGUGGUCCAAGGUUUACUUUGUGUGUUGGUGGCUCACCUCCUCUGUGAUGUGGGUGAACUUGUUUGUGGCACUCAUCUUGGAGAAUUUCAUCUACAAGUGGGACCGCAGUCACAGCUGCUCUGUUACAGAUGUGGAGAGAAUUCAAUAUGAAACUUCUGUCCAGUUCCUGUUCAAAGAACAGAUCCAAGAACCAACUGAAGAAGAGUUAGUUUGUCAGUUACAUCAGCACCCUCACCUACAUUUGGACUGUUGACACAAGCACCAACAGACACAAACACAGCGUCUCCAUGCAAGAAGGACAUGAAGCUGUUGGUGUUAGCAGGAAGCACACCUGUCUUUAAGUAAAUCAACAGCUGGCUUUCUCUUGAACAGAACAAAGCAUGAUGGACUAAAUUCAACGCAUUUACCUUUAGGUUUACUUUUGAACUGUAAAUACUUUGAGUGGUUUUAAUUCAGGAAUUUCCAUAGCUAGCUUGUGGAUGUGUUUUUUUUUUCUUUCUACAAAGCUGCAGUGCAAAAUCUGAAAUUCAGAGAAAAGUAGGCCAUGUUUUAUCUAUUUUUGCUCUAUGCUGGUGUUUGGGAACAGUACUGAAGCUGGAGACAGCAGAGAAGAAGGAAGGGCAUUUAAAGCUGCCACUUCUCAGACCAAUAAGAGCAGCUUUAAGGGAGCAAAUAUUUCUCAGCCAGGUCAGAUAACAGAAAGGCCCUGGUAAGGUGUGAAUAAUCUCAAAAUUAAUUGAGAAUGGUUUUUUCAGACUACCGUUGGAAGUGGCCUUGGACACUUGUGUUUGCAUUAGUUUGACGGUCUGAAGACAACCCUUCCUGGGACACACUUUAGAACCAUGCACUGACAUGACAUUACCUCCUCAACUUGCAAAAUACCUGGACAGCACUUGGUGAGCUAAUCUAUAGUUGUUGGUGAUACAGUAAAGACCGGAUUUUUAUUGAGAUGCAAGUUUUACUUGUACUGUUAAAAAACUGUUUUCUCACCAGUUGAAAUUUUAUUGAGCAUCAAUCAAUCAUCAAUCAUCAUCAAUUUUUUUUUAGCAUUUUUGGUUCUUAAUUAACCCACUGUGGUCACAAUGACAUAAAAUUACAUCUGCAAAGUGUAAAACAUACUUUUACACAGCACAACAUGGCUGUUGGAAGAUUUGUACAUAAAUUAUCAUUGCGUAGUUUGAGAAGUGUCUUUAUCCUCAUCAUUUAUCAUUAAAAUACAUUUUCAUUUGUUUAGUUUGGAAAACUUUGAUAGAAGUGGUUUGAAUACUUUUUCACAUUUAUCUUGAGUGUUUUAUGAACUAUUAAUAGAACUGUCAUCUUGUCUUAGAGUUGCAUUUAGGUAGAUGCUAUGCAGAAACUGUAUCAUACCCACGAUGCUGUAACAUGAGUGUUUUUUCUUCUUUCUUCAAUAAAAGGCUGUGUACAGAGAGCAGCCCCUUUGAGAGAAGGAAGUCACUUCAUUGCAUA
Molecule: messenger RNA, 3724 nt
Organism: Girardinichthys multiradiatus
Lineage: Eukaryota; Metazoa; Chordata; Actinopteri; Cyprinodontiformes; Goodeidae
Gene: tpcn2
Product: two pore segment channel 2
Exons: 25
Coding region: 183-2510 (775 amino acids)
Biological process (GO): transmembrane transport; monoatomic ion transport
Cellular component (GO): lysosomal membrane
Molecular function (GO): monoatomic ion channel activity; voltage-gated channel activity
Source: RefSeq, a predicted model, not a curated record